AUGCAAGUCCUUGAGAUAGGUAGCGGUGCCGGUGAUGUCGCACUCACACUUGCCGAACUCGUCGGACCGACAGGUCAGAUCGUUGGUGUGGAUAUCAACGUAGAUAUUCUUGACACUGCACGCCAACGCGCAGCCGACGCAGGUAUGCAGAACAUUGAAUUCAUUGCAGGCGACGCGCGAAUCCUCGAGUUUUCAGACAAAUUUGACGCAAUCGUCGGACGGUUCGUGUUGAUGUAUAUGGUUGAACAGCGGACGGCGUUCGCUAAACUCGUAACCCAUUUAAAGCCUGGCGGUAUUAUCGCUUUUCAGGAACCAGAGUAUACCCUCUAUCCUGCUUUCUUACAUCCAGAUACACCUCUUAUGAACCAGCUCAUCACAUGGAUUUUGGAUGUGUUUGAGCAUUCUGGGGCGCACCUGAACAUGGGGAUUGGACUUUAUCAGGCUUUUGUGGACGCAGGUUUACCAUCCCCCACGAUGCACCUUGAGUCUCCGAUCGGUGCCGAAAAAAACUGGGCAGGUUACCGAUACAUGGCGACUAUAUUUCGGAGCCUCCUGCCACUCCUCGAAAAGUAUGGACUUGCCACUGCAGAACAGGUUGAUGUGGAUACAUUAGCCUCACGCAUUCGGCAAGAGGUUAUCACAUCGAAACGUCCGUUCUUCUUACCGUUGCAUGUAACAGCACACGCGACGCUCCCAACCUAA
This is a messenger RNA of Geodia barretti, 702 nucleotides long. The record is from the annotation of a GenBank genome assembly. NCBI's taxonomy places the organism in Eukaryota, Metazoa, Porifera, Demospongiae, Tetractinellida, Geodiidae.